AUGAGUAGGGAUAUCGUUAUUUCAAAGGCAUUGUCAUGGCUAUUACGUCAUGGGGCACAAUCAGAGAAGCUAACUAUUGAUAAAGAUGGGUUUGUCCCCUUAGAAGAAGUGCUCAACCACAGACGAAUUAAGGGUACCCGGGCGUCCUUCGAAGACGUCCAAAGAAUAGUGGAUAACAACGAUAAGAAGAGAUUUACUUUACAGAAAAGAGACGAUAGGUGGUUCAUUUGCGCCAAUCAAGGGCAUUCAAUUGCGAAUGUCAACGGUCAUGAUUUAAAACUUCUCUCUACUAGGGAAGAUCUACCUAAAGAAAUAAUUCAUGGAACUUACCUAAGCAAGAUUCCUCAAAUCAUUGCAUCUGGAGGUUUAUCCAAAAUGACCAGAAAUCAUGUUCAUUUUGCUUCAGGGCUGCCCAAAGUCGACUCUGACGUAAUUUCUGGAAUGAGAAAUGGAUGCAGUGCACUGAUCUACUUGGAUAUUGACAAAAUUUUGGGGCAGCAAGAGAUCAAAUUUUACAUCAGUAAAAACAAAGUCAUAUUAUCUCCAGGGAACAAGGACGGCAUUGUGCCAACAUCCUUAUUCCUCAAAGUAGUGAAACGUAGUGACAACUCACCUAUCGCGAUAUGA
This is a messenger RNA of Komagataella phaffii GS115, 627 nucleotides long. Its product is annotated as tRNA 2'-phosphotransferase. Gene Ontology annotation, biological process: tRNA splicing, via endonucleolytic cleavage and ligation. The transcript has a single exon. The coding region runs from base 1 to 627 and encodes 208 amino acids. NCBI's taxonomy places the organism in Eukaryota, Fungi, Ascomycota, Pichiomycetes, Pichiales, Pichiaceae. Gene Ontology annotation, molecular function: tRNA 2'-phosphotransferase activity. The record is from RefSeq and is a predicted model, not a curated record.